AUGACCAACGAGACCAAGACGAGUGCUAUUCUCCACCGGGACACACACUUUGUCCCGAAGAAAGCCAUCGGUGGCAAGGGGUGCUACGUGUUCCUGGAAGAUGGGACCAAAUUCCUCGAUGCCACAGGUGGCGCAGCUGUAUCUUGUCUAGGACACGGUAACGAGCGGGUCACUCAGAUCAUCAAGAACCAGAUGGACCAGAUAUCCUACUGCCAUUCUGCCUUCUUCGGAACUCAGGUGGCCGAGGAUUUGGCCAAACUCCUAGUGGACUCUACCGGAGGAAAACUAUCCAAGGUCUUUAUAACCAGCUCAGGGUCUGAGGCUGUCGAAGCUGCGCUUAAGCUGGCACGGCAAUAUUUCUUAGAGCUUCCAACCCCCCAAACUGAGCGUACCAGGUUCAUUGCGCGUCUUCCAUCCUACCACGGUACCACCCUGGGCGCCCUUUCAGUAGGUGGACACGUUCAACGUCGGCAGCCAUUUGAACCGCUUCUCUCCAAGAACGUAUCCCAUGUUUCCCCAUGCUAUGCAUACCGUGGGAAGCGGGACGCCGAGUCCGAUGCAGACUACGUAGCACGUCUGGCAGCCGAGCUAGAGGCUGAAUUCCAACGUGUCGGACCCGAAACUGUGUGUGCAUUCGUCGCAGAGCCGGUUGUCGGCGCGGCUCUCGGCUGUGUCCCCGCAGUACCAGGGUACUUCCGUGCAAUGAAGGCCGUUUGCGAGAAGCACGGCGCUCUCUUGAUCCUUGACGAGAUUAUGAGCGGCAUGGGCCGUUGCGGCACCUUGCAUGCCUGGGAGCAAGAGGAUAUUGUUCCCGACAUCCAGACUAUCGCAAAGGGUCUGGGUGGUGGCUACGCGCCUGUGUCGGCCGUCUUGAUUAGCGACUCUAUUGUGCAGACGAUGGACAAAGGCACCGGGCAGUUCCGCCACGGACAGACAUACCAAGGCCAUCCGAUCUCGUGUGCUGCUGCGUUUGCUGUGCAAAAGACUAUUCAGGAACAGUCUCUUGUGGACAAUGUCCGGACCAUGGGUGCUUACCUUGAGACACAGUUGAGGCGGCGAUUCGAGAGUCAUCCUCACGUGGGAGAUAUUCGUGGAAAAGGAUUGUUCUGGGGUCUUGAAUUCGUCAAAGACAAGGCCACGAAAGAGCCAUUUGAUCCCAAGCAUGGUCUGUCUUAUCGGAUUCAGGAGAAGGGUCUACAACCGGAGCACAGUGUCUCGCUAUAUGGCUGCUCUGGUACCGUGGAUGGAAUUAAAGGAGAUCAUCUUAUACUCGCGCCACCUUAUAUCGUGUCGAAAGAGGAGAUUGAUAUUAUCGUUGACACACUGGAGAAAAUUAUGAAGGAAGUUUUUGCCUCACUAUAG
Molecule: messenger RNA, 1362 nt
Organism: Penicillium egyptiacum
Lineage: Eukaryota; Fungi; Ascomycota; Eurotiomycetes; Eurotiales; Aspergillaceae
Source: the annotation of a GenBank genome assembly